AUGUACGAUGUUAUGUUGGAUGAGGCCAACUUGUGGCUCAAUGAACCUCCGAAGCGUAAGCGGAAGCUCGAAGCUCCGCCUGCACCGAUAGAAGAUUAUUCAUCUGCACCACUUUCGGAUUCUGACGAAGACACCGAGAUCGAUUUGGUGGGGAAGGCGAAAUAUCGACAGCAAGUUAUGGAGUCUGGCGGAUUCGAUGUCGACCCUUUGCUUGUUCGAUAUGGAAAAUUACGGUUAUAUGGAUCUGCUCCUGACACCAUACUCUUUAGCAAAGUUGGACUCCAUUGCUACAACUUUGACAAGGGGACAAAUUUACAAUUCAGGACUGUGAAAAAAGCCAACACAGAAUUCGUUUCAUUUCUCACUUACUAUAUAACGUUGGAGGCAAUGGAUCCGUUGAAAAAUGCACUUGUUACUUUCCAAACCUCUGUCUGGGAUGCUGCUACGAAGAACAAAGAGAGCUUGAGAUUGAUAACAAAAGUGUCCAGAAUAGCAGGAACUGAAGAAGAAACUUCCCUAUGGGACUCAGAUGGUGUAGAUGAGUUCUAUAAUAAAGAUGAUAUGUCUCAGUGGCUUGAGGAUGAUGCUCUUACUGGAAGUGAUAAGCUACAAUACUAUGAGGUGAAGAAAUCGGAUCUGCGAGACAACGAGUGGAUGUAUCUAUAUGCUGAAGUUGCAUUGUUUUCCAAGUGCGCAAUUGACCUGAGCGCUUAUUUGCCAGUGGAGAUGAAGAGAGUAGUGGUGCGAACAAGGGAAGAUGUAGAGCCGAGUAUGAAGCUGAAGUCACAUAACGCAACUUUCUACAUGAACUUCAAGACCCGUAGGGGUCAAGAUUGCAGAGGCAUAGUACGGCGGACGACGGAUGGAAGACCACAACACAUGAGCCUCCAAGUCAAAUGCUGGAUCGACAAGUAG
Messenger RNA from Microthlaspi erraticum, 915 nucleotides. The record is from the annotation of a GenBank genome assembly. Lineage: Eukaryota; Viridiplantae; Streptophyta; Magnoliopsida; Brassicales; Brassicaceae.